Messenger RNA from Mesorhabditis spiculigera, 279 nucleotides. Lineage: Eukaryota; Metazoa; Nematoda; Chromadorea; Rhabditida; Rhabditidae. The record is from the annotation of a GenBank genome assembly.
AUGGGCCGAACAUCCGAUACUGCGAUUAACUGCCCCGCUGGCUGUAACUACUGCUCAAAAUUACAUGGGAUCGGCUCCGACGGCAAGCAUGUGGCCGGAUGGGGAUGCGGAUGUGGCAACACCGGAAUGAAUGUUGUUGAAUGCCAGACAACUGGUCAACAACGGCUGACCACCUACAACGGAGACCAGUACUGCUGCACCGGUGACUACUGUAACGCAGCCGCCUAUGGAAAGAUAUCUGCUGCCGUGCUGAUGAUUUGCCUAGGAUUUUUGCUUUAC